Messenger RNA from Nicotiana tabacum (common tobacco), 1385 nucleotides. RefSeq lists its product as uncharacterized. Gene Ontology annotation, molecular function: methyltransferase activity. Gene Ontology annotation, biological process: methylation. NCBI's taxonomy places the organism in Eukaryota, Viridiplantae, Streptophyta, Magnoliopsida, Solanales, Solanaceae. The record is from RefSeq and is a predicted model, not a curated record.
UUACCUUCCUUUACUUAACACAGAGAAUAGCUGGACACGAUUGAACUAUUUUUCUCAGACGUUGGUUGUGUGUGGCUGUCUUUCCUUAUCCCUAAUAACAACUUUUCUCCUCUCAACACUACUCUUUGUUUCUAUUAUAUACAUUGCAUGGCUUAUCUCUUUAGUUCUUCCCUUCUAUUAGUCACUAAAAAUCAGCAUAACAAUGUCUAAUCAAGAAAAUGGUAGCUUGCCAGAUUUUAUACUACCUGAUUCUUUGUACACUCAAACCAUCAGAGAAAUUCAUUCAAAAAUAGAGCAAAAUUGGGAUUCUUUGAGACAAUCGGCACGUCAAACUGCAGCAGGAAGGGCACUAUGGAAACAUGUGAUCAAUGAUCCAUUAGCAGAGUUACUUGCAGGAGAGACAUACCUGAAGAAGUUGUAUGAGAAGAUUAAGAAAGACAUCCUCAACAGCGCUAGAGAGGUUUCUGGAGUUAUCAUUGCUGUUAGGACACUAUGGUUUGACAAAAGAAUUGAAGCAGCUCUUAAUUCCUUUGAUGGAGGAGGAGCACAAGUUGUCAUUCUUGGAGCAGGUAUGGAUACAAGGGCAUAUCGCUUGAGUUGCUUGAAAGACAGUAAUAUUUUUGAAGUUGAUUUUCCCGAAGUUCUGCAAAUAAAAACCACUAUUUUAGAGGCAGCAGCAGAGGCAACAAACGAGCAAAACAUGAUGGUAAAAUCAUUGAACAGAGUGGCAGCUGACCUGAGAGAAAAGGACUGGCUUGAAAAGCUUCAAGAAUCAGGCUUAAAGCUAAAUAAGAACACAGUGUGGGUAUUAGAGGGCAUUCUCUACUAUCUCUCGCACUCAAAUGCAAUGGAAGUACUGAAGAUUAUCGCAAAUAACCGUGCCUUUGCUCAUACAGUACUCUUAGCUGACUUCAUGAACAAGCAAUCAACCACAAUGUCCAGCUCAAAUUUCCAUUUCUAUAGUGACUAUCCUGAUCAGUUAUUGCCAUCACUAGGAUUUUCUGAUGUUAAACUUUCUCAAAUUGGUGACCCAGAUGCCCAUUUUGGGCUGUUGCAUGACCCACUAAAUUUGUUCAACAAGUUGCGCAACUUGCCCAGGUCAGUUCAAACCCACCCAGAUGAUGGAACACCAUGUUGUAGGUUGUAUUUGCUUCAGGCUUCUGGAGAGCCACCAAAUCAAACUAUUUUGUGAAUAUUCUAAUAAUAGUUCACCAAUAAAGUCUAACUUGCUGUUAAGAUUAGAAGCACUCCUCAUUGAUUGUAACUGUCAUCUUACCAAUUAGCUAUAUGUGUGACCAUGUCAUUUAAGCUGUGAUUAGUACACUUUAUAUGUUUUCAAGAUCUAGGUGGUUCUUAAAAGGGGUUCAUGAUAUCAUGUUUCAAGC